This is a messenger RNA of Besnoitia besnoiti, 1362 nucleotides long. RefSeq names its product alveolin domain containing intermediate filament IMC4. The transcript has 4 exons. The record is from RefSeq and is a predicted model, not a curated record. NCBI's taxonomy places the organism in Eukaryota, Apicomplexa, Conoidasida, Eucoccidiorida, Sarcocystidae. Bases 1 to 1362 code for a protein of 453 amino acids.
AUGUUUUCUGAGUGUUGCCAGUCUCCCUGUGCCCCCUGCUGCGAGGGUGGUGAGCAGGCGCAGUUGGCUCCUGCUGUGCAGCAGCCAGGCAGCCGCCUGGUUUCUGGGGUUGUUGCUACCCAGGGCGAAGCACGAAUUUUGGAGCCCCUUGUCCAGGAACGUGUUGUCGAGGUUCUGAAAGAGGAGAUCCAGGAGCGCAUCAUCGAAGUUCCGCAGGUGCAGUAUGUCGACAGGAUCGUUGAGGUGCCGCAGCAUGUUGUCCACGAAAAGAUCACCCAUGUUGCCAAACCCAUCAUCCAGGAGCGCGUCAAGCACGUUCACAAGCCCGUCUACCAGCAGAAAAUUAUCGAGGUCCCCCAGGUUAAGGUUGUCGACAAAAUCGUUGAGGUUCCUCAGUACAUCUACCAGGAGAAGAUCAUCGAAGUGCCUCGUGUCGUUGUGCAAGAGCGCGUAAUCCCUGUUCCCCGCAAAGUUGUCAAGGAAAGGGUCGUCGAGAUCAGCCAGGUGGACUACCGCGAUGUGGCAGUCGAGAGGGAGGUCGAGGAGGUUCAGGUUGUCCAGCAGGAUGAAGUCGUUGAGGUCCCGCAGCCAGUUGUUGUUGAGAAGGUCGUUGAGGUCCCGCAACCGAUUGCUGUUGAGAAGGUCGUUGAGGUUCCGCACAUCCAGCACACGUAUCGCAAUGUUAUGACCCCCCAGUACCGCCACAUCCCCAAACCCGUCGAAGUCCCUAUGACCCACUACCGCCCUAUUCCAGUUGAGAAGAUUGUCGAUCGUAACGUCCCCGUUCCGGUCGAGCUUCAGAUUGUCCAGGAGUACCUCUGCCCCAAGAUUGAACCCCGCUACAAGGAGGUCCCUGUCCCCGUGCACGUGCAGCGCACCAUCGAGCACCCUAUUCCCAAGGAGGCGAUGGGCAACCCUAAGCUCCUUCCUCUGUACUACCAGGGCAGCCAAGAGGCUGCCGAGGGCAUCGCGCAACAGGGCCCGUGCUAUGGUUUCUCUGCAUGCUGCAUGCCUCGCCGCGAACAAGUACCUGAGCUCGGAACCAUGGGCAGCACCGUCGAAAUCUUGGCGCAGCAGGGAUACCCCACGAUGGCCCCGCCUCAAGGAUGGGACGGCACCGCGCCGCCCGCCGGCUGGGCAGGCUGGUCGAAGGACCAUGUCCCCACGCCACUGCGGUCUGAGCAGCACAGCGGAGCAAUGACUCCACUCGCUGGUUCCGGCGCUCCAGGUGCUCCCGCCUCUCCGGCUCUUAGUGCACAGGAUAUGCAAGCGAUGCAGCAUCAGAGUGGCGAGGGACCGUUUGUGCAAGUGGCUGUCACGCCGCUUGCUCCCGGACAGCAGAGCCAAGUCAACCUCAACUAA